CCCAGGUUGAGUUUGCGACACGUUGGUAGCUGUACGUACCGGUAUUCGUAAAAGGUGGCCCUCGCUCCCUGCUGGCCUUGGCAGUUAGCGACCAGUCCGCAUUAUGCUUUGCCACCUUUACCAACAUUCUUAAUAUGUUGACCCUAUCAUAUGAUAAACUGCUUGGGAAGAAUGGCGUUGAUGCAGCCUUGGAUGGCUGGCACGCGCUUGCGACAUGGGCUAUGUUGUUGAUGGCGCUUCCUGUCUUCGUCUCCCUAAUGGCCGGCAUAUCUGCACCGUAUGGGCGGUAUUCGAGAAGUGGCUGGGGAGUUAUGCUGAACGCGCGCCUCGCGUGGGUGGGCGGGCCUGUUACGCAGACGCAAGAAGCGCCGUCGCCGCUGGUGUUCAUGGGCUUGAUUCUUUGGUCGGGAAUUUCGAGCUUCACCCAGCACCCGUUGAGCGCACGUACGGUGCUGGCAUGCGCCUUCUGUGUGCAUUACAUCUACCGCCCCUUCGUCUUCCCCUUACUCAUCCGCGGCGGCAAGCCGACGCCGCUGAGCGUGUGGUUCAUGAGCUUCGUCUUCUGCAUCUGGAACGGAUUCCUGCAGGGUUGGUGCUUCAUCCACCACAUGAGCCCACGUGAGCCCGCUUGGUCGCCCCGCGUGGCAGCUGGGCUGGCGCUGUGGCUGUUCGGCUGGCUCAACGUGCUGCGCUCCGACCUUAUCCUCAUCAACCUGCGCAAGCCCGGUGACAAGGGCUACUACAUCCCGCGCGGCGGCAUGUUUGAGUUUGUCUCUGCCGGCAACUACGCUUCGGAGAUCUGCGAGUGGACGGGCUUUGCGCUGGCGGCCGGCACGCUACCAGCUGCCGCGUUCGCGCUGUUCACGUUCUGCAACCUGGCGCCACGCGGGCACCACCACCACCGCUGGUACAAGGAGAAGUUCAAGGGCGAGUAUCCCCCCAGCCGCCGGGCCAUCCUGCCCUUCAUCUGGUAGCGCUCAUCCCACCAUUUGUUUGCAUGCUAGGGUGACCUGUGGGGGAGGGGUGUCCGUGCUGUAAAGGAGGCCGCACCGGUGUUCUCUGCUAUCUGGCGAGUGGUCUGGGGCUCUGCACUUGAGUAUGCACGAGUUAAAGCACAGGGUUAAACCCGCACAGAUUACCGUGCGAGGUAGCUGCUGCCGUAGCAGUAUGUUGUCUUGGUUGCUGCUUGGCUGUCAUUCAAGCAUUGGGCACUGGUUGAGAUAUCCUACAAGUCACAGUUGCGGAGGGUGGACGUUGCAAGGGAAGCAGAGCACAUGAUUGCACGCUACUUCUGGCCACUCGCUGUGUCUACAAGGGACACACGGUAAC
Astrephomene gubernaculifera is the source of this 1329-nucleotide messenger RNA. The record is from the annotation of a GenBank genome assembly. NCBI's taxonomy places the organism in Eukaryota, Viridiplantae, Chlorophyta, Chlorophyceae, Chlamydomonadales, Astrephomenaceae.